Medioppia subpectinata is the source of this 2962-nucleotide messenger RNA. The record is from the annotation of a GenBank genome assembly. Lineage: Eukaryota; Metazoa; Arthropoda; Arachnida; Sarcoptiformes; Oppiidae.
CGCUAUUCGUUAGCGACUGGCAAUUGGGGCGACCAGAAGAAGGCGCAUACGGCCAGAGCUGGUGUCUCACAGGUGUUGAAUCGACUGACAUAUGCCUCAACUCUUUCCCAUUUACGUCGUGUGAACUCUCCGAUCGGAAGAGACGGCAAACUCGCAAAACCGCGUCAAUUACACAACACUUUGUGGGGAAUGAUAUGUCCGGCGGAGACACCCGAAGGACACGCCGUCGGACUCGUCAAGAACUUGGCUCUAAUGGCGUACAUUUCGGUCGGUUCUCAACCCUCACCUAUACUUGAGUUCUUAGAGGAGUGGUCGAUGGAAAACCUCGAAGAGAUCGCACCGUCAGCCAUAUCCGAGGCCACGAAGAUCUUUGUGAACGGCUGUUGGGUUGGCAUUCAUAGAGAGCCCGACCUAUUGAUGAAUACAUUAAGGAAACUGAGGCGUCAAAUGGAUAUUAUUGUAUCCGAAGUAUCGAUGGUUCGGGAUAUCAGAGAUCGAGAGAUCCGUAUUUAUACCGACGCCGGAAGGAUAUGUCGUCCGCUUCUGAUCGUUGAGAACCAGAAAUUGUUGCUUAAGAAGCGUCACAUAGAAAUGCUUAAAGAGCGGGAGUAUAACAGCUAUAGUUGGCACGAUUUGGUGGCCUCAGGUGUUGUCGAGUAUAUCGAUACUCUCGAAGAGGAGACUGUAAUGAUUGCGAUGACACCCGACGACCUCCAGGACAGUGAGAUGGCCUACUGUUCCACUUAUACCCACUGCGAGAUUCACCCGUCGAUGAUAUUAGGCGUUUGCGCCUCUAUUAUCCCGUUUCCCGAUCACAACCAAUCGCCUCGUAAUACAUACCAAUCAGCUAUGGGCGUUUGCGCCUCUAUUAUCCCGUUUCCCGAUCACAACCAAUCGCCUCGUAAUACAUACCAAUCAGCUAUGGGUAAGCAAGCGAUGGGCGUCUAUAUCACCAAUUUUCACGUCCGAAUGGACACAUUGGCUCACGUCCUGUAUUAUCCGCAAAAACCAUUGGUCACCACCCGAUCCAUGGAAUAUCUGCGCUUCAGAGAACUUCCGGCCGGUAUUAACGCGAUUGUGGCGAUUGCCUCGUAUACGGGCUAUAAUCAGGAGGACUCUGUCAUUCUGAACGCGUCGGCCAUCGAUCGCGGAUUCUUCCGAUCCGUGUUUUACAGGUCUUACAAAGACUCGGAACAGAAGCGAAUGGGCGAUCAGGAGGAACAGUUCGAACGGCCCACUCGUGACACCUGUCAGGGCAUGAGAAAUGCCAUUUACGACAAACUCGAAGACGACGGCAUUAUAGCGCCCGGAACUCGUGUGUCCGGCGAUGACGUGAUUAUCGGGAAAACAUCAUUACUGCCCGAAAACGAGGACGAAUUGGAGGGACAGAUCAAGAGAUACACAAAACGUGAUUCCAGUACUUUCUUGCGCAACAGUGAGACAGGUAUUGUUGAUCAGGUGAUGAUCACAAUCAACAACGAUGGUUAUAAGUUCUGCAAAAUACGCGUCCGUUCCGUACGUAUACCACAAAUUGGCGAUAAGUUUGCUUCAAGACAUGGACAGAAGGGAACGUGUGGUAUAGCCUAUAGGCAAGAAGAUAUGCUGUUUACGUGCGAAGGCAUUACACCGGACAUCAUAAUCAAUCCGCACGCCAUCCCAUCCCGUAUGACAAUCGGGCAUUUGAUUGAAUGUCUUCAGGGAAAGGUUUCGGCCAAUAAGGGAGAGAUAGGAGACGCCACUCCUUUCAACGAUACCGUUAACGUACAGAAGAUCUCCGAUUUGCUUCACGAAUAUAACUAUCAAUUGCGAGGCUAUGAAGUGAUGUACAACGCGCACACCGGACGCAAAGUCAGCGCUCAGGUGUUCAUCGGUCCCACUUAUUACCAGCGCCUAAAACAUAUGGUCGACGAUAAGAUCCACUCGAGAGCCAGAGGACCCGUUCAGAUACUGGUUCGACAGCCAAUGGAGGGCAGAGCGCGCGACGGAGGCCUCCGUUUCGGUGAAAUGGAGAGAGACUGUCAGAUAUCUCACGGCGCGGCGCAGUUCCUGAGGGAGCGCUUGUUUGAGGUGUCGGAUCCCUAUCGCGUCCAUAUCUGCAACUUGUGUGGACUCAUAUGUAUCGCUAACCUAAGGAACAAUACGUUUGAGUGCAAGAACUGUCGCAACAAAACCCAGAUAUCGCAGGUGCGGGUGCCGUACGCCUGCAAACUGCUCUUCCAAGAGCUCAUGUCGAUGCAGAUCGCGCCCAGAAUUGUGGAUUCGUUCAAAUUGUUCGCUUCCGACCAAAUGUGUGGCCGAAUCGUAAUCAUUGAUAUCAUUGAACAUCGACUUCAGGACUCGAAGGUGUCGAGUGUCGACGAUAUGAUGAAAUCGCACGAAGACUACAUCCAGAAGUGUUUGCGCGACGCUAUGCUUACAUCUGGCGAACUGUUGAGAGCUAUCGUUCAGUUACUCAGACUUUGUAUUGAUUUCUCCACAUUUAUGAAAGACUCUCAGUGCCAUUCAACACAAUACGAACUCUUGGGAUCUACUCAAGUGUUUGAGUGCCAUAACAACCAAAGAGAUAUCUGUGUUAACAUUAAGGAGAGCAAAGAGUUAGAUAUCAGUUUCGAAGAUCACAUCAGUUCUCUGCAAACAGAGUUUGAUAUGUUUUUACAUGAAUUACUCGAUGCCAUCAAACUUCAAACUCAAGAGAGUUAUACAAUGAUUCCUGUCUUGAAUCGUCUGGAUUUCAAUGGCUUUUAUCAAUCAUUUGAGUCGAAGAAUGAUUACCAAAUGUAACAUAUCUGCCAUCAACUCAUCGCAAGACAUCAUUUCAUCACAUUUACUGUUAUAGCAAUAGAUCUGAGAUCAGAACAAAUCUAUGGAUAAUCUGAUUGAAACAUUUUUAUACAGUAUUCAAUAGUUUUCUAAAUACAUAUAUAUUUGUCUAGUCUUUAGCCAAAUAUCAUAUAAUUCUAAC